This is a messenger RNA of Bufo gargarizans (Asiatic toad), 2132 nucleotides long. RefSeq names its product mannosidase beta (gene MANBA). The record is from RefSeq and is a predicted model, not a curated record. Gene Ontology annotation, biological process: carbohydrate metabolic process; glycoprotein catabolic process. NCBI's taxonomy places the organism in Eukaryota, Metazoa, Chordata, Amphibia, Anura, Bufonidae. Gene Ontology annotation, molecular function: beta-mannosidase activity. The coding region runs from base 29 to 1981 and encodes 650 amino acids. The transcript has 12 exons.
CUAUUCAGAUAACACAACAUCCCAGUGGAUGGUUCUCAUUGAGCCUGUUUUUGAUACAAUCACUAUGAACGUCCUUCCAGGACAAGUAGUCAUCAGGAUACCACAGCUUCAGAUUGACCGGUCUCAGGAUCUGAGUAUUGUUCCUGGUCAGCAGGCAUAUAAAAUUAUUGUAAAAAUUAAUAAGAAUACAUCUGUAGAUGUGUGGUGGCCAAAUGGUUAUGGUCUUCAAACAGGUUACAAUAUGUCUGUCACUUUUCACUUUGGGGGUGAAUACCUUAUUGAAAAGUCAACUAAGGUUUAUUUCCGCACAGUUGAGCUUGUUGAGGAACCAAUUGAAAGCUCUCCAGGACUGUCUUUCUACAUUAAGAUUAAUGGAAUUCCCAUAUUCCUUAAAGGAUCCAAUUGGAUACCAGCUGACUCUUUUCAAGACCGAGUGGAUUCUGACAAACUCCGUAAUCUCCUACAGUCAGCGGUUGAUGCCAAUAUGAAUACUCUUCGUGUGUGGGGUGGAGGAAUAUAUGAGAGUGAUGAGUUCUACAACAUUUGUGACGACUUGGGCAUAAUGGUCUGGCAGGAUUUUAUGUUUGCAUGUUCCCUUUAUCCAACUGAUGAUUGUUUUAUGGAAACAGUCAAAGAAGAACUCAUUCACCAGAUUAGAAGACUUAAAUCUCACCCCUGUAUUAUUGUUUGGAGUGGCAAUAAUGAGAAUGAGGCGGCCAUAGCCAGUGACUGGUUUUCACUACCAAGCUUCAUGAAGGAGGUUUAUGCAAAGGAUUAUCGGAUUCUUUACAUUGAAACCAUCAGAGAGCUUGUCCUUGAGAUGGAUGAGACUCGUCCUUUUAUUGCUUCAAGUCCUAGCAAUGGGAAAGAGACUGUGAAGGAAAAUUGGAUUUCCAAAGACCCAUAUGACAAUCACUAUGGUGAUGUACAUUACUACAACUAUAUGACAGAUUGUUGGAACUGGACAUCAUACCCCAAACCUCGCUUAGCUUCAGAAUAUGGCUUUCAAUCUUGGCCUUCAUUUAGUACAAUAUAUAAGGUGUCUACUCGUGAUGACUGGUCUUACUCGGGCAACUUUAGUACCCAUCGUCAACAUCAUGAUUCAGGAAAUGAGCAAAUGAUGUUCCAGGCUGGGCUCCACUACAAGAUGCCAGUAAAUAUUGAUCCUGUAAAAAAGUUUCACGAUACUUUGUACCUGACCCAGGUAAUGCAGGCUCAGUGUGUGAAGCUGCAGACUGAAUUUUACAGGCGCAGUCAGAAUGAAAUUGUUGAUGGACGUGGUUUUACAAUGGGUGCACUUUACUGGCAAUUAAAUGAUAUCUGGCAAGCACCUUCUUGGUCCUCGAUAGAAUAUGGAGGCAAGUGGAAAAUGCUUCAUUAUUACGCCAAAGAUUUCUUUGCUCCUGUCGCAGCAAGCGCUUUUGAAGACCAAAAUACCUUAAACAUUUAUGGAGUAUCUGAUCUGCUGAAUGAAUGGUCUUUCAAGCUGGCAAUUAACGUCUUCAGAUGGGAUUCUCUGGUACCUGUCUGUAAAAGGUUGACUAAUGAGUUUAUUUUAAAUGCAAGGAGUUCUGGAGUAAUCUAUAAAGAAUCUAUUUCAGAACUGCUCAGUCGAUGUGGCAACACUACCAGGCAACAUAGUGUGAUUGUCUUCUAUCUGUUACACAAUGGACACAUUAUUGGUUCAAAAAACUGGCAUUUUUUAAGCUCCUUGAAGGAGGCAGAAGGUCUACUAAAAUCUAAUAUUACUGUGUCUAUUUCUAAGGAUGACACGGCUUAUGUGUUUACACUGAUUAGCGCUAAUCCAGUUGCUUUUGUUUGGCUGGAUGUCUGGGACAUUGCAGGAAGGUUCAGUGAUAAUGGCUUUCUCCUGACUGAAGAGAAGACAGUAGUUUAUUUCUAUGCCUGGGAGCCUACAACUAUAAGUAAUCUUGAGAAGUCACUCCACAUAUCCACCAUACGGGAUAUUUAUCAACAGUGAUGACUCUGUGAAGGGUUACAAAGCCUGGCACUAGAAGCGCUGUUUGAAGGGUCACAAUUUCUAACAUUGAAUAAAAUAUUUGGAUUGUAAUUCAUCUUUUUAAUACAUUAUUGUUUGGUUAUGUGCCAUAAAGUAAGUUAUAUUCACUAUU